GUUCAACCAGUGUCGGCAGCCAUCCCAGGGAGCACGGGUGAAGGCUCCGGAGCCUGCGGAAAGGGGGUGCUGGGGCUUGGUCAGCCUCGGCCAUGUCUGGGGGGCACGCCCAGGACCCCCACUGAGCUGGCCCACUUCUGUCAGCUGAGUGCCCACUGAGUGCCCGCAGCGGCCCCCGCCACCAAGAUGGCAAGUCCUGAGGGGGCCCAACGCCACUUCUCAAAGGGCCUCCUGCUCUCAGCCUCAAUCCUGGCCCUCUGGGUCCCCCAAGGCUCCCGGGCUGCCCUCCGCAUCCAGAAGAUUCCAGAGCAUCCUCAAAAGAACCAGGACCUGCUCCUGUCUGUCCAGGGCAUCCCAGACACCUUUCAGGACUUCAACUGGUACCUGGGGGAGGAGGCCCACGGUGGCACGAUGCUCUUCACCUACAUCCCCGAGCUUCAGCGGCCCCAGAGGGACGGCAGUGCCAUGGGGCAGCGUGACAUCGUUGGCUUCCCCAAUGGCUCCAUGCUGCUGCAUCGGGCCCAGCCCACCGACAGCGGCACCUACCAGGUAGCUGUCACCAUCAAUCCUGCCUGGACCAUGAGGGCCAAGACCAAGGUCCAGGUGGAGGAAAAGCAUAAGGAGCUGCCCAUUACACACCUGCCCAUGAGUGCUGGGAUCAUGGUUGCCAUCAUCAUUGGAUCCCUUGUCGCUGGGGCCCUCUUCAUCGGGAGCAUUGCCCAUCUCCUGUUAACAAGAAGCUGGAGGGGCCAGAGCCACAGAAUGCCUGCUCCAGGAGGCCAGGGGUCCUUGUCGGUCUUGUUCCCAGCUGUGUCCCCAGUGGCUUCAACGGGGCCCAGCCCACGCUUCUCUGAGUCUCUCUCCGCCCACCUGAGCGCCCUAACACAGCCCCCCUCCGUGUGUAGGACGACAACCACAGAGAAGCCAGAGGCGCAGCCCAACCACAAUGCCGGUGACGAGAACAUCUACGAAGUGAUGCCAUCUCCGACCCUCCUGGUGUCCCCCCUCGGUGACCCGGGGUCUGCGAACACCGCCAUGCCCCUGCCCCUGCCCGAGAACCACCACUAUCAGGACCUGCUGAACCCCGACCCUGCUCCUUACUGCCAGCUCGUGCCAAGGCCCUGAAGGGGUCCCAGGGCCCUGGAAGGGCGACGGCCUCAGCCCUCCCCUGGGACCUGGCGCCCGCAGAAAAGCCGUACCAGAGACCCCACAGGACCAGGCCACCAGGGCCGUGGGGCCAACGAGGUGGACUCCAACGAAGACUUGGGCAGGUGUCCCGGGCGGGGGGCAAGAGAUCAUGAUGAACCCGGUUCCUCUUGGACCCUCUGAGUAUACAACCCACACUCAGUUCUGGUCCUUCCAGCAACCUGGCCUGGGCCACGUGCCUGUGAAAGACAGGCUUUCCUUGUCCCAACCCAAAGUACCCCCCCACACACUGGAUACUUGGCGGGGGGGAGAUACUUGCGGCUUGGGCCUGCCUCUAGCCAGACCUCACCGGCGCCUACUUGGCCGGGCUUCUGACCGUCAGCUCGCGACGCCCCACCCCUGCUCCCUGGUUGUCCUUGGAGCCCCUCGCCCCUUGGGACAAGGCAGCCCCCCACCACACAGGCCCCCUAGGAUAAGGCACAUGGCAGGGAGGGCUGGCCUCACGGGCUGUGACCCCAGACGACAGACCUGGUCAGUUACCGGGUAAGACCCCUUCCCUGCCCAGGCAGGGGCAGACCCCGCCCCUCUCCAGACUCGUCUUUCAGAACCCGUGGCCAAUUUCUGCCCAUUGCCCCCACCCCCGGCCCGAAUCGUACCAAGGCCCUCUCUGCCCCCACCCAACCCCAGGCCCCAAAUGUGGGCCCAGUCUGUAGCCCCUUAAUUUAUUCACUCACUCAGCAAUAA
Molecule: messenger RNA, 1890 nt
Organism: Neofelis nebulosa (Clouded leopard)
Lineage: Eukaryota; Metazoa; Chordata; Mammalia; Carnivora; Felidae
Gene: CEACAM19
Product: CEA cell adhesion molecule 19
Source: RefSeq, a predicted model, not a curated record